Hydra vulgaris (swiftwater hydra) is the source of this 969-nucleotide messenger RNA. RefSeq lists its product as uncharacterized. The record is from RefSeq and is a predicted model, not a curated record. NCBI's taxonomy places the organism in Eukaryota, Metazoa, Cnidaria, Hydrozoa, Anthoathecata, Hydridae.
AUGGGAAUAACCCUAAAUAUUGAAAAAUGCCGAUUUCGAACACAAGAAUUGAUACACUUAGAACACAAAUUAUCAAUAAACGGAGUAAAACCAGAUGAAUCAAAAAUUAAAGCCAUCAUUGAAAUGCCAAAACCUGAACAUAAAAAAAAGGGGGCGAAGCACAAGAUCAAUCUUUCAGAAAAAUUGCUUUGUUUGAUCCAAAAAAAAAAACUGCUAUGUUUGGAACAAUGUCUUGAUAUCCAAAAACCUAUACCGUUACAAAUAGACGCAUGCAAAACUGGUGUUGGAGCAGUACUACUUCAAAAUGAAAAACCAAUUGCAUUUGCAUCAAGGUCAAUGACACCAGCUCAGUUAAACUAUGCAAUCAUUGAAAAAGAACAUCUCGCAGCACUUUUUGGGUGUGAGCGAUUUCACCAAUUUAUAUAUGGGGGAAAAGUAACUGUUAUGAAGAAGUCGUUAACAAACACUCUUCCGCCUCUUCAGAAAAUAAAUGAUCCUGACAGUACGUUAUCUAGAGCUCACACCAAUGAAACUGAAGAAGAAAUCCCGGAGGAUGAAAUGAUUGCUCAAGUGCAUAUGGUUUAUGCAAACUGCUCAUCAUCAGAAGAAAACCUCAAAGAAGUAAAAACAAACACGCUCAAAAAUAUUACGUUAAAUGUAGUAGCAAAUUACAUAACAAAUGGAUGGCCGCAAGGUAAAAGAAAGGUUGAAGACUCAGUAAAACCCUAUUGGUCGUUUAAGGAGGAAGUGACACUCAUAAAAACAAUAAUUUUUAAAGGACAAAAUAUUUUAAUUCCAACAUCAAUGCGAAAAGCAACAAUUCAAAAACUAUAUCUAGCACACAUGGGGAUUGAAAAAACUAAAAUGAGAGCAAGAGAAACUGAGAAACAGAAGACAUCUCUAAAAACAAAAGAAGAAGUAGAUUGGGAUGUCAAUUUAUCCGAUAAUGAAAGCGAUAUGAAUGAAUAA